AUGUACUACAAUUCAUCCGAACAGACACAGUUUGAAUUACAUGUGCAGCAUCCACCAGAAAGUGGAUCCGGGUUAUAUACGUUUACGGAUGAAUCAGAUCAACAUUAUGAUACUCUUGCAAAGCAAGUUGAUAUUACCGAAACAGGCGCUGGUUAUCAAGUAGAUUUGACUUAUUUCAAUGGCUCUCUUUCAACAUUUGAUGCACAAAUUACACAUGAACAACUGAAUGUCGACGAAGACGGUGAAUAUGAUUGUGUUCUAUACUAUGACGAACAUACCAAUACCUUUAUGCUUCAACGUUUAAUUGGACAAAUCAACCUGAAGCGAGAAACUGGUAGUCUACAGAAUGGAUAUCCACAGGAUGAUUUUGAUUUUGAUCUGUCCCGAGAUAUGGAUGAAAUAUUGAAUAGCCAAGAAGAAGAUGAAGAUGGCACAGAAAAAUAUGAUGAAGUAAUGCAUAAUCAACAGCAAGUGGAUCAUUAUGAAGAACAGUAUAAUGGAAGUGAAGAAGAUAAUGAUAAUCACGAUGUAUUCGAAGAAAUUCUCCCAACUGCUUCCACGCCUCGAUACAGUCCCUUAAGUAUAGCACCUACACCUAGAUCACCCCGAUUCUCAACAGGGACAGGGUCUCAUCGAUAUACCUAUGCGUCCUCUGAAUUUAGAGGGCGUUCACCGACGCCGCUGGAAGGUUCUGUGAGUGAUCAAUCAGAAAUAGUUGGGUAUGGACCCAAUUAUAAUGUAAAUGCAGAUACAGAAUCCGACAGCUCAGAGUCUGAGAGCAGUGAAGAGCAUGAAGCUAAUGAUGAUGACGAAGAAGACGACGACGAUCUUGAUUCCUUACUAAAUGAUAUAUCCAUGACACUCACAAAUAAUGUAGCGUCAGCCCCAGAUUCUCCUAGACCAGAAUAUGUUAAUGAUGUAAAUCCAUCACAUGCUACAAGUAAUAUAACACCAUCUCAACCACAUACGGCAGGGCCAAUGUCUUUACGUGCUUUAUUUAAUGAUGGCGACGAGGAAGAAGACGAAGGCAGUCCGUCUAACUCUGAUAGUGACUAA
Rhizopus microsporus ATCC 52813 is the source of this 1056-nucleotide messenger RNA. RefSeq lists its product as uncharacterized. The transcript has 5 exons. The record is from RefSeq and is a predicted model, not a curated record. The coding region runs from base 1 to 1056 and encodes 351 amino acids. NCBI's taxonomy places the organism in Eukaryota, Fungi, Mucoromycota, Mucoromycetes, Mucorales, Rhizopodaceae.